Molecule: messenger RNA, 1142 nt
Organism: Girardinichthys multiradiatus
Lineage: Eukaryota; Metazoa; Chordata; Actinopteri; Cyprinodontiformes; Goodeidae
Gene: pnp4b
Product: purine nucleoside phosphorylase 4b
Exons: 7
Coding region: 55-939 (294 amino acids)
Biological process (GO): nucleoside metabolic process
Cellular component (GO): cytoplasm
Molecular function (GO): purine-nucleoside phosphorylase activity
Source: RefSeq, a predicted model, not a curated record
AUCCUCCUCCUCAUCUUGUUGCUCUUCUUCUUCUUGUAUAUCUGCAGCCCAACGAUGCAGACUAAAGGAAGCUCCUGCUGCUGCUCCUUUGAGGACUACAAGCUGACCACUGAAUGGCUACUGAACCAGACCCGGCAUCGACCCAAGGUGGCCGUAAUCUGUGGAUCAGGACUUGGGCUACUGGCUGAAGGAGCUACUAACAAACAGACCUUCAGGUACCAGGACAUCCCGAAUUUCCCCGUCAGUACAGUUCCAGGUCAUGAAGGCUGCCUGGUGUUUGGGACAAUCGAUGAAACCCCCUGUGUCUUCAUGAAGGGUCACUUCCAUCUGUACGAAGGUUACUCGCUCUGUCAGGUCACCUUCCCUGUUAGGAUCUUCAAGCUGAUGGGAGUGGAGUCCGUGUUGGUGACAAACGCCUCUGGAGGAAUCUGCCCGGACUUUAAGGUCGGAGACAUCAUGAUCAUUAAAGACCACAUUAACCUACCGGGGUUUGCUGGACAGCACCCUCUGUGUGGACCCAAUGAUGAGCGGUUUGGGAUCAGGUUUCCCUGCAUGUCAGACGCAUACAGCAAAGACCUGAGGACUCUGGCUCUGGAUGUCAGUUCUGAGCUUGGCUGCAGCGACUUCAUCAGAACCGGAGUCUACUGUAUGGUGAGCGGACCCAACUUUGAGACCAUCGCUGAGGCCAGAAUGCUGCUGACGCUGGGCUGCGACUCUGUGGGCAUGAGCAUGGUUCCUGAGGUGACUGUGGCCAAACACUGUGGACUCAGAGUUCUGGGUCUGACCCUCGUCACCAACAAGGUGUCUCUGGACUACAGCCAUGAAGAAAAGGUGAACCACAAUGAGGUUCUGGAGAUCUGCAAGAUGAGGGCGGAGCUUCUGCAGAAACUUGUCACCACGUUGAUUGGCCGCUGUCAGCAGAACAUCAACACGCACUGACUCACACCUGAGACACGGACAUCUAUGACAGGGCCAGGAUCAGCUGGUUCUUGUUGGGUUCACCAGUUUCGUUCUGCUGGGUUGGAAGGUGUUGUGGUGGAUCACAAAUGUUCGAGCAUGUAAGCUGGUUCUUGUCAGGUUCUGAUCUAGAGGUCUCUGUGAGUGUGGCAAUCAAACAUUAAACGUUUUUCAGUGAAUGAAAA